AGGAGUGGUGGCUCAUUCCCAUAGCUCCUGAAAUUGUUCAAAAGAACUUGUCAAUUUGCAGCUGUCGAUCAAUCCUUGCACUUGGCUCUCAUUGGCUGCGGCGAAAACUGGUCCCGGGACUCAGGCGCGCCAAGCAGAGUCGCCACUGCUCAGUUGCACUUUGCAAUGGCAGCAUUGUGAGAGCGGAGCUGUACCGUGUUCCACCUCCUGGUCCACACUAUCAGGAUGCACGAGUGUGUGUUUCCAAAAUAAACUUCGAUCGGAAGGAAAAGAGCGCAGACUGGGAUCUGAAUCCAAAUUAACCCUCCUGCCGCAACAUAAAAUCUCUUUGGAAGAUCUGCAGAUCUCGACAUGGUUGAGUGCUGAAGUAAGUGCAGCCCGAAUAGCAGAGGUUUCGGUGUACACCAGGCAGUGCACUGCAGCUUACAACGUGAAAUCUUACAACCCGGCUUCAUUCUCUGAAAGACUUCAUCUGGGGAUAUUCUCGAGAUGAACUGAGUGCGUGUUUAUUUAUUUUUUGUUUUACUUUGCAAUAGGACAGUGAGGAUUUUGAGCCUCGUUCGUUUCCAUCAUGCCAGUUUCUAGGAAUCGUUUGCAAUGAAUCGAAAAAUCAACAGGUACCGAGCCGGGAUGGAUUUGCUGUUGCUGCUUGCCCUGCUCUUGUGGGCUCGGGCAGCCGCCGUGAUUAAUCUGAAAUACUCGAUCGUGGAAGAGGAGAGAGCCGGGACGGUGAUCGGGAACAUAGCGAAAGACGCCGGCUUCUCAACUUGGGAACAGACGGUGCCUCUUUUCCGCGUUUUAUCCAACUCGGCGCCGCAUCUGGUGGAAAUCAACCCCCUGACCGGAUUACUGGUGACGAAGCAGAAGAUCGACCGAGAUCUGCUGUGCCGACAGAGCCCCAAAUGCCUGAUCUCCCUGGAGGAGAUGGUCAACUCCAUGGAGAUCUAUGUGAUCAAAGUGGAGAUCCUGGAUUUGAAUGAUAACUCGCCCAGCUUCCCUACCGAGCAGAUCGACCUGGAGAUCUCGGAGACGGCCAGCCCGGGCACCAGGAUCCCCCUGGAGAGUGCUUAUGACCCGGACGCAGGAGAUUUCGGGGUGCAGAGCUACCAGAUAACCCCGAACGACCUGUUCGGGCUGGACAUCAAGAGCCGCGGGGACGGCUCCCGCUUCGCUGAGCUGGUGGUGGAGAAGCCCCUCGACAGGGAGAUGCAGUCUCACUACAGCCUGCUGAUCACCGCCCUGGACGGGGGCGAACCCCCUAACUUCGGCACGGCCCAGCUCAACAUCAAAGUCAUCGACUCGAACGACAACUACCCGGUGUUUGAGCAGAGCACCUACACGGUGAAUGUGCUGGAGAAUGCGCCGGCCACCUCGCUGGUCAUAGACCUGAAGGCGUCGGACCCGGACGAGGGGACGAAUGGCGAGAUCGUGUACUCCUUCAACAGUUACGUGUCGGAUAAGACCAGGGAACUUUUCAAACUGGAUCCCAGGACAGGGGCCAUCAUGGUGAAGGGCAACAUUGACUAUGAGGAGGGCAGCGUUUAUGAGAUCGAUGUCCAGGCGAAAGACCUGGGUCCCAAUUCGAUCCCGGCUCACUGUAAGGUGACGGUCAAUGUGGUGGAUGUGAAUGACAACGUGCCGGUCAUCACUUUGUUCUCAGUGACCAGUGAGACGGUGGAGGUGAGUGAAGCCGCCCCUCCAGGUUAUGUGAUCGGUCUGGUUCGGGUCUCCGACCGCGACUCCGGGGCGAACGGGAGGGUCCAGUGCAAGCUGCUCGGGGACGUGCCUUUCAAAUUGCAGGAGUAUGAGAGUUUUUACACCAUCUUGGUGGACGGGAGGCUAGACCGAGAGCAGAGAGACCUCUACAACCUCACCAUCCUGGCCAAAGACGGCGGCUCCCCCUCGCUGCAGUCCACCAAAUCUUUCACGGUCAGGAUCACGGAUGAGAACGACAACCCCCCUCUCUUCUCCAAACCUUUCUACCAAGUCAUCGUCCAGGAGAACAACACCCCGGGUUCGCACCUCCUCUCGGUGUCCGCCCGAGACCUCGACCUGGGCUUGAACGGCAGCGUCUCCUACCAGAUUGUCCCCUCUCAGGUCAAAGACAUGCCCGUCUUCACCUAUGUGUCCAUUAACCCCACCUCAGGGGAUGUGUACGCCCUGAGGUCGUUCAACCACGAGCAGACCCGCUCCUUCGAGUUCAAGGUCUUGGCCAAAGACGGGGGGAGUCCUGCCCUGGAGAGUAACAGCACGGUGAGAGUCAUUGUGCUAGAUGUCAAUGAUAAUGUGCCGGUUAUAACCGCCCCGCCUUUGGUCAACGGCACCACUGAUGUCUACAUACCCAGAAACGUGGCCUCGGGUUAUUUAGUCACUGUGGUCAAAGCCGAUGACUACGACGAGGGUGACAACGGCCGCUUGACCUACGAGAUCGCCGAUGGCGCCCGAGGUUUUUUCGAGAUGGACCAGACGAAUGGGGAGAUCCGAACCAGCAGGAGCUUCGGGGAGGAAGCUGAGGCCAGCUAUGAACUGAUUGUGGUGGCCCAGGAUCACGGGAAGCCCGCCCUAUCUUCCACCGCUCUGAUUGUGGUGUACCUCUCCCCUGCUUUAGAUGCUCAGGAAUCCACAGGGUCCCUGAACCUAUCUCUCAUUUUUAUCAUUGCUCUGGGAUCCAUUGCUGCCAUCCUCUUUGUGACCAUGAUCUUUGUGGCUGUCAAGUGCAAGCGAGAUAACAAGGAGAUCAGGACCUACAACUGCAGGGUAGCAGAGUAUUCCUAUGGGCAACAGAAGAAACCCAAGAAAAAGAGUAAGAUCAGCAAGAGUGACAUUCGGCUGGUGCCCAGAGACAUGGAGGAGACUGACAAAAUGAAUGUGGUCAGCUGCUCUUCUCUCACCUCCUCCCUGAACUAUUUUGACUACCACCAGCAGACUUUGCCCUUAGGAUGUCGGAGGUCAGAGGCCACCUUUUUAAACGUGGAGAAUCAGAAUUCGAGGAACACAACUGGAAACCAUGUGUAUCACACCUUCACCAGCAGCCAGGGCUCUCAACAGCAGCCAGACCUUAUCAUCAAUGGCAUGCCCCUUCCAGAGUCGGAAAACUACUCCAUCGAGUCAAGCUACGUAAACAGCAGACAGCACCUUAUUAAAAGUAGCUCCACAUUCAAAGACCUGGAAAGAAACAGUCUCAAGGACAGUGGACAUGAAGAAAGUGACCAAACUGACAGUGAGCAUGAUGCGCAUCGAGGCCUGUAUUGUGACACAGCUAUCAAUGAAGUGUUGAAUACAACUCUCAAUUCCACUGGGUCUCAGAUACCUGAACAAGAUCAGAAUGAAGGUUUUACCUGCAUGGAAGAAUGCCGGAUUUUAGGUCACUCCGACAGAUGUUGGAUGCCACGGGUCGCAGUGCCAACCCAUGCCAAAUCACCUGACCGUGGCAAAAAUGUUAUUGCACUGUCCAUAGAGACCACCAGUGUGGACUCGGAACCCUAUGAGAAUGGCAGUUCAAAGAGAACUUUUGCAACUUUUGGCAAAGACCCCAGGGAUCGCAUUGCUGAGAAUGAUAAAACAGAUUUGAAAGGAAAGAGGACAUUUGAUCUACCCAUCUGCAGCCCAAAAGUGAAUGGUUCGGUCUCCAGCAGCCAGGAAACAAGCAACGGUAUUGACAUUUCAAGCCCUGCCAGCACCCCUGUGCAUUUGGGCAGCCCCUCGUCCAGCAGGCCUGCGGUCACAUACUCUGUGAUGCACUGCCCAAUAACACGUGACCUCGACCGACCUGUCAAUCAGACCUCCUCACAUCCAUCAGAGCCAGGAGCCAGGGAAGCAGACUCAGAACAUGACCGAGAGAUCAACCACCUCCUGCAUGAUUGCAGAGAAAAGGACUCGCUGGGCAUCAAGCGAAUACAGGACAUUGUACUGUGAUCACUGGGUACCACCUGCAGUGCAGAUAAAUAUUAACACCGUGACAGUUUGUAAAUCACUUUCCUUCAGUUUGAUGUAUGGCUCAUUUAAAUGCUUUUUCCUAAGUGUACUUCUUUUCAUUAUAUUUUUGAUAACAAAAUUCUUUUUUGUUUCAUAAGCAUUGCAGGCAGAGGAGGAACUGUCAGCAGUGAGCUCCCAUGUAAUUCUAUAAUCAAAUUAGUCCAAACUGGAUCAGUUUGGGUCAAUUUGUAGUCAUCCAAAUGCAGUCAUUUCAGAUGCAUUUAAGGACAGGCUCUGCAGGCCAGUUUAAGUCAUAGCAGCUUCAGGUUGUAACCAUGGCAGGUGUGAUUUAAACCUUCGGGAGCUGCACUGGGAAGAAUGAUCAACCUCAAGCUAAUGUUCAAAAGAUCCAGAAAGCAAAUUAGAAUUCAGAUUUUUACAACUACAAUUCACACCUAUUGCUUAUUCUCCUUUUGUAAGACAAGUCACUGCAAGCCAAGCCCCACAAAAAUAUCACCCCAUGAUAGCUUGAACUGUACUAAUGGUGUUUUUAUCAUUUUCGUAAAGUGUUUUCUCUCCUAUAGUCUUCCUGUAUAAAAUGGGUGACAGUCAUUGUGUACCUUGUAAAAGCACAGUAGAACUGGUUCAGUUACCCAAAAACACUGACCCUCCCCAACCCUGACAUGUAACCCAAAGGUCUGAGACUUAAUGUUCUGUAACAGAACGCUAUCUCGCCUCAAUAGAGGGAUACUCCUCUAACUAGCAGUAUGAGGUAUUGUAUAUGUGGAACUGACUGCACCAAAUAUGAAUGGCAAAGUGUGUUCCAUUCACUCCGGUGCACAAGUCCAGUAAGUAUCUGCCAACUCUGCUAGCCAUAGUUAUGUUCAUGAUACAAGGAAAUGCUGAGAAAUAUUAGUGCUCUCACUUUAUAAAUAAGGUUUUUAUAUUGAUAUAGUAAUACUGUAAUUGUAAAAUGUUGAGUAUUAGCAUGGGUACUCUCUUUCACAGAGGCAGAACUGUACCCAACUCCAGUGAAGCAGUCCGAUACUUACUGUUGAUGUGGCACGUUGCUGAGCUUCUUUGUGUCUUGAAGUUUGUGGCAUCAUACCAGCUGCAGGGCUGAACUUACUUUAUAAACUUAAAGCAGGAAAAAAUUGGUAACUAUUGAAUAGUUAUUGUAGUGGAAUUGAUACUUUAAAAUGACUCAUGUAUUAUUUAAAUGUCAUAAAACUCUUUAAAAUAUUUAUUAGCAAUCCUCAAGUCAACCAACAUUGGCAAUAUCUUUUCAGUGCAAAAGUGAUUCCCAUCAAUAAAGCUGGUGGUUUCCUACAAUCAAAGCCUGCAUCUCCAAAAAGCUCUGACACAGAGUGUUCAAGAGGAGAUGGGUGUUUAUUCCAAUCAUUUUUUCAUUUUAGUUGUGAAUUUCCUACUUCUGAAUUAAUAGUUUGAUACCUACCCGUUGAACAGGCACAUUCCCACACGCAGCAAGUCGCCACUAAUUUGCUUACCAUCACUCAUCCACUUUGAACACAUUGCUUUAGCUUGGCAAUGAUUGUACUGCUGCAACAAUAGCAAAAAAAAACAAACCCAGAAUAAUUGGUAUAUUUUUAAACAAUUGCCCAGCUCACAAUAUUGUAGGCCCACCACCUGAUAGUGUUCAAUCGUUCAGUGAGUUCUGUGGUGGCAACUUAAGAUGGCAUUUACAGGACAAAUUUUUUGCCACAUCGGCCUGCUGAUAUUUGGGAUGUCGAUUGUCAGCAGGUCAUAUAAUUAUAAAAAUAGGCCUUAUGAUCACAACAGCUACAAGUUGUGCCUUUGCAUUGUAUGACUUGGUAAUAUCCAGUGAUGAGUAGAUCACUAAUGUAAAUUCUGAGGUGUAUAGUUGACAGGUUAUGAUUUUUUUGGAUGGAAAAGAGAUCACAUAAGAGGGAAUUUGUAAAUGUAAGACUAUGGAACUAGCAGCUGCCGCCCCUCAAUGUUUGCCUGUUGUUACAAACUUUGGUCAUUGUUAAAUCUUCAGAACUAGCCCAAGUUUGAGGGGUUUGUUCCUUUGGCACUGUCCACUGUUGAAAUCUCAACUGUCAUAGUGUUAAUAUUUGUAAAUUUGAGUGCAUUUUUCAGGGUGGCCAUUCAUUGCUAAUGUGUCUAAUUAAGGUGUUCUGCAAGAUUGAUCCCCAUGUUUGUGAUCAGUUCUAAACCUGGAAUGAGCUCAAAAUCCUGCAGCAAGGAAACAACAAAAUAAACCACAGAGACUAGAGCAGCACAGGAGCAUUGCACUGGCUGCCACCAUGUUUGUAGUCCCAAACUUAGCAGAGAUGGACAAUCAAAAAUCUACUUUCCAGUGUAUACAAGAAAGUUGAUCAGUUCGAAGAAAGGUCGCUUGGGUUCUCAGCAACCAUCAUCAGGAAUCAAAAGAUCAAUCAAAUGGAAUUGUUCACACAGCGUUUUGGAGAGGGGUGAACUGCUGUGCCAUUUCAGCCUUUUAAAGCAUGCUAACCAUCCUGGCACUGACUGCAGUGGGAAAUCUACUUCACCUCCAAAACACAAGGUUUAACGCCAAUUAAAAUGAAAUGGUGGUGGCGGUGGCUCGCAACUCAGGCAGAGUGGAGCAAAUCUAUCUCAUGCACAGGCACCUGCCAACAGGGAAAUCACAGAGCAUCAGAGACUAGGUUGAAGGGGAGGAGUCAACUAUGGGAGGUCUCCCUCCCCCGAAGGUUCUAUGAAUGACGUAUCAUGGUGACCAACUGCAAAAGGAUGUUCAUGGAAAACCGAGAAAGGAGUAGCUAAGUAUUGGAGAAGUUCUACAGCCUGCCCACUGCUUGCAAAACUCCUCACUAUUGCAAUUCCUGCAUUGUUUAAAGUAGUUUUUUUUUUAAGUGCAAUAUACACCCAGCCCAAGUCUGUUGGUCUCCUGUGUCUCUCCAAUUUUUUGUCCAGUGUUCACACUAUUUCCAUCUGUACAGUAAUUCAUUCUACAGCAGCGUACAACAGGCACUAACUCAUUCAAAAUGUGCAACUCCUGCCUCUUUGCCUUUAUUUUCUACAGCCGAUGGCCUUUUGCACAGAGACGUGCAGUUUGUUUAUGAGUUCAUGAGUUGGGGUUACUUCUAUCAUUUUAAAAAAGGGCCAACAUCCUACUUUUGCAAUAUUCAUUAUUUUAUAUUAAAGAUCCUGGAAGGCACAAUGUGAAUGGGGAGGACUCAAGGGCAAGAAUAAAUGAUGUGAGUACUGUUUUCCAGGUUAACCCUUUGAGGACUAAGGUAACUCUAUGUUGCAUUGGUGGUGGGGGGAGCAAUUUAAAAAAAAACAAAUGUAGUAUUAGAUUAUUCUGCUUUUCCAGAGAAUAUUGUUCAUAAAGAAAUGUUCUUGUGUUUGUGAAGUUAUUGUAACUCACCUGUAUGAACAUAGCUAUAUUCCUCUAAAUUAAACUCAGUGUUAUAGAUGUGGGAGCAAAAGUUUGUCAGUGCUUUACAAAAGUAUAAAAGGAAGCCCAGUUCUCAGAGGGUUACACUUGUAUCACUCCCCACCCUCACAACCUCCCCACCCCACCCUCAGUUUUCUUAGUGGCAUUGCACAAAUUAACAUCUGUUCUGUGAUGAUUGCUUUAUGACUGGGGGAAAAAAGGCUUUUUCUGUAAAGAAGCUAUUGUCAGUGAUUUAUACGUGUCAAAAUUGCUCUCACAUAAAAAACCUAAUUACAGAAUGGAACCACAUUCGGCUAUCAUCAGAAGCAGACAGAUGUGCUACUACAGUUGAAGCACAGAGAAAGAUAACAAUCUCUCAUCUCAGUUCACAGAGUUGCCGUUCAGAAGCACCUGAUAACACUACACACUGGUCAUUUGCCAAAAAAAAAGCUCAAUGGGAGCUUACAGCACGGACUGUUUUACCAGAUUAUCUGUCAAAGAUUGUGUGAAAUGAUAAGAUAAUGCUGUAUAUGCAUAUAUGUUAUGUACAUUUUCACAGUGAUUGGUUCAUUGUAAAAUAAGAACCACAUUUCUGUAUAUUUUAUGAUAAUAUAAAGCAGCUUUAUUAAAUUAUUAUAAUGUUUCAAAUGAUGGACUGUCAGCAUCGUUUCACCCGUUUCUAUGUUGAUCUGUGGGCUUUUAACCCUUUAUGCCAGCGGCAAGUUGAAAAGCAUUUAAUCUUGACAAUCUUUUGUGCACUUCUGACCCAAGAAUAAAGUAUUUAGGUUCUUCA
Carcharodon carcharias (great white shark) is the source of this 8111-nucleotide messenger RNA. It is a transcript of the gene pcdh19, whose product is annotated as protocadherin 19. The coding region runs from base 598 to 3915 and encodes 1105 amino acids. Lineage: Eukaryota; Metazoa; Chordata; Chondrichthyes; Lamniformes; Lamnidae. Gene Ontology annotation, biological process: homophilic cell-cell adhesion. The transcript is spliced from 4 exons. The record is from RefSeq and is a predicted model, not a curated record. Gene Ontology annotation, cellular component: plasma membrane. Gene Ontology annotation, molecular function: calcium ion binding.